Messenger RNA from Dictyostelium purpureum, 1866 nucleotides. RefSeq lists its product as uncharacterized. The record is from RefSeq and is a predicted model, not a curated record. NCBI's taxonomy places the organism in Eukaryota, Evosea, Eumycetozoa, Dictyosteliales, Dictyosteliaceae. The transcript is spliced from 2 exons. The coding region runs from base 1 to 1866 and encodes 621 amino acids.
AUGCAACACACCGAUAGCGAUGGCGAUGAGGAUUACCAUAUAAAUGGAAAACCAAUAUCGUCUCUUUACCUGUCAGAGCUUCAAAAUGCUGUUAGAUCACGUGGGGGUAGAAUUCCCUCCAAUUCAAGCAAAGCUAAUGUUUUAAAACAGUUAAAAGAAAUAAUAAAAAAAGAGAGGCAAACUAGAUCGCUAAGUAAUAGUAACCAUCAUGGACAAAGCAAUAUUAAUAAUCAUCAUAAUAACAGUAAUAUUUUCAACAAUCAUAAUAUUCAAAUUAAUCAAUCGAUGUUUCACCAUAACAAUGGAAACCAAAUAAAAAAUAACCACUAUUUACCAAAUAAUAACAUAAUAUUAAACAAUAGUAAUGGUGGUUUAAAUAAUAUAAAUAAUAAUAAUAGCAUUUUUAAUAAUUUUAAUAAUAAUCAUAAUAACUUUGUAAAUAAACAUAAAAAAAAUAAUGGUCAAAAAAAUGAAUUCGAAAUAAUUUCAAAUUCAUCGCCUUCGACAUCCUCACCACAAUCAUCACCAACUCCUCGACCAUUAUCCCCACCCUUUUCACCAUCAUCACUUUCACCUAUACCACCAUCAUCCACAAACACCUCUCCUUCACAAACUUAUUCACCUCCUCAAAUCUCUAUAAGGCCCAGACUAAUAAACCAGAGCAAUAUUCCAAAUCACACAAAUUCAAAUGGUUUUUGUAGAGAGGAUUUAAGUGAUAUAAAAAAAAUAAAUAUAUCGAGUAGCAGCAAUAGCGUUGGUAUUAAAAGGCACUCAUCGAUAACAUCAUUAUGUGACCUAACCGAUGAAGAGCCAAUUCAGCAUAUCAGCAACAACAAUAAUAAUCACAACAGUUAUAACCAUCACAAUAAUAUGGGCCCAUUGGCUAAUCAAACAACAACAUCAGCAAUUAUUUUAAACGACAUUCAUUCAACAAAAAAAAAGAAAAACAGCGGAGAUCCAUUUCAUUUAAAUAAUAGUGAAAACUAUAUAUCUAAAAACACUUUUAAUGAAAUCGAUGAUUUGGAUAGAAAAUUAAACAGCUUUAAUUUUAUUUCAACAAUAAAUCGUUUAAAUUUGGUAAAUUAUGGCGAAAGGUUAAUAAGAGAAUUUAAAAGAUUUUUAAUAAUAAAAAAAAUAACAGAUGAUAGAUUAGGAAACAAAACAUUUGGUUCUUCUCUUAUCGAAGAGUUAUGGCUAGGAAUCAUUGUCGAAACCCAAAGAUAUGAUGAGUUGAGUGAUUUAAUCGGUGCCAAGUUCCAUUACGAUCCAUAUAUUAAAAAAGAACAAUUUGAAAAAAAUACUGAAAGAACAAUAGAAAUUUAUAAAAAAAUUUGGCCAAAUACAAUAGAUCAUGAAGUGUGGUCAAUAGAGCUUAAUGAAAAUAAUUAUCAAUUUGAUGGUAAUACCGAUGAUAGCGAAAAUGAAGAUAACAAUAACAAUUGCAAUAGUAUUCAUAGUUUAAGUAGUUCAAAUACUUUCUCAUUAGUCAGAUCCCUUUCAAUUUCAUCACCAUUAAAGCAAUCUCUUCCGUCACUACCAUCAUCACUUUACCAUCCUUUCAAACCAUCACCAUUAUCAUCCUCACAAAAUAUGACCACAUCACAGCGUAGUGAACAAAUAAAAAUUCAUUUUUUUGAAAAUUCAGGUGGUAACAGAUUCAAUACAAAGAUAUUUUCAAACCAACCUUUAAAAAAAGUAAUGGAUGGCUUUUCCAAUCAAUUUAAUGUUCAAGAACCACUCGAUUCUUUGCAGUUUUACUUUAAAGGAAAUUUAUUGUCUCCAAACGAAACCCCCAGUUUUUAUAAAAUUAAUGAGGGUGAUGUAAUAAGUGUUAUUCGAGAAAAAUGUAAAAAGGGUUUAUUUUAA